AUGGCUUUGACCAACACAGCCAUUGACCAGCUUCCACGGUUACUAAUUAAUCAGCAACAAGCAUGUUCAGGUUACAAGUGUGUAGCUCACCAUUUUUAUUUUUCCAUGUUCAAAUUUUAUUCAAAAAGAAUUACUAAGUUACAACUCUGCAGAUCCACCGCCCAAUUCGACCCUAGCCUGGUGGAGAAGGCUCUGGUGAUGGUAAAAACUGCUGUGACUUACUUGAAACCUGGAUUGGCCUCAUUUUGGCAUUAUGCCAUGGUGGAGUUGGCUCCUCCAACCCUGGCUGAGAUUCUUACAGCUAUUUGGAGCUUGAAAAAAAUACUCAAUAGUGCUCAAGCUAAUAGCUUCAAAUAUCUCACAGUUAAGGAAGCUCUGCUGGCUGGUUUGGCGGCCACUGAAGUGUGGAUGUCGUUUUGUAUCUGUGAGAUCAUAGGCAAGGUUGGCAUCAUUGGCUAUGAUGUUUGAAGAUCAAUCUUUAACAUUUGAUGAUAUUUGGUUUACUAUUUGAGCAUUCUUGGACCAUGUGUGAUUAGACUUCUAUGUGAAGAAAAUGAAACAAAAAAAGAACAGACUUUUAAGAAGUUCUUAUAUUUAUGCACAUGUA
This is a messenger RNA of Loxodonta africana (African savanna elephant), 607 nucleotides long. RefSeq names its product ATP synthase subunit g, mitochondrial-like. Gene Ontology annotation, biological process: proton motive force-driven ATP synthesis. NCBI's taxonomy places the organism in Eukaryota, Metazoa, Chordata, Mammalia, Proboscidea, Elephantidae. The record is from RefSeq and is a predicted model, not a curated record. Bases 1 to 468 code for a protein of 155 amino acids. The transcript is spliced from 2 exons. Gene Ontology annotation, molecular function: proton-transporting ATP synthase activity, rotational mechanism.